Messenger RNA from Microplitis demolitor, 958 nucleotides. RefSeq names its product transmembrane protein 17B. Gene Ontology annotation, biological process: non-motile cilium assembly. The record is from RefSeq and is a predicted model, not a curated record. NCBI's taxonomy places the organism in Eukaryota, Metazoa, Arthropoda, Insecta, Hymenoptera, Braconidae. The coding region runs from base 224 to 778 and encodes 184 amino acids. The transcript is spliced from 5 exons. Gene Ontology annotation, cellular component: ciliary transition zone.
CCAAUCACCAGCUAGUUCACUUGUCGGCUGUCAUGUGCAAUUUGACAUAACACUCAUAUCAAAACUUCAACAACAAAAACAAUCAACUUCAUCAAACCAUGUUCCAUUAAUCAACUCCUUAUUAAUAAUUAAAUUUAUGCGCUUACAAUUAUUUACCAAUAAAUAUAGAAUAUGAAUUAUCAGUUAAUGAUUUAUGUUUAAGUGAAGAUUGCCAAGAUAAUUUAUGAUAAUGUGGAGGUCUAAGGUGAUUACGGCUUCAAAUCGGAUAUUUCCUGGGUUAAUAUAUCACGACUGGGAAAAACAGUACUGGGAUGCCGGACACCUGGUUAAAUCAAAUUUACCUCUUCAAAUGGCAUUAUAUUUUGAUAUAUGGUUCUUUCCAAUUUGGUUUUUUACUAUACUUCUAGGACUUGACGCCAAGUAUUAUAAUUUAAGUGGAGUAUAUAAGUUUAUAAAUAUAAGCGUUUAUUUACUGAUUACAUGCAUUGAAUGUCUUAAAUUAUACCUCGGAUAUCUUGGCAAUUUAUCUGAAAAGAUUCCAGAAUUAGCAAGUUUCUGGCUCAUAUCUGCGUUACUACAAUUCCCACUGAUGGUAUUUAUGCUACUAGACGGCAAUAUAUUAAUAUUUUUUAUUGAAAAAGCAUCUACGGGAAUGAUGGUUUUAUUGGUUGUAUUUGAAAUUAUUACCGGUACUAUUGCGCUUAAUAAUAUAGCCGCACAUCACUUGAAGAGAUUUUACAUGGCACAGCUUUGUGGACGUGUUAAUAAAUUUAAUUAACUGGCAACUCAACUGACGGCCGCGUAAAAAAAAUUCAUUCAAAUUUUUUUAUCCCCUUUGCUCAAAUUUUCCAGAGCUUUCAAGGUGAUUGCUUCCUGAUUGGGCAAAUUGUUUGCGAGAGACAGCAUCAGUUGGCUCUUUGUCGGUGUCAUUCUCGUCAAUAACUAUAAUUUUAUAUAA